AUGUUACAACAAGGAUAUUAUGAUGUAGUGCAAACUCAUUCCGAAGUGUCGUCGGGAAGUGAAUCGAACAAUAACACACCAUUUUCAGUAAAGGAUAUACUGAAUCUGGUGGAUCAAAAUGCUGCGGCGGCUGCUGCCGCUGCAGCCGAGGCCGAAUAUUUAGGAUGCUCCAUGGAGAGCUCAUCGGCGUCCCAUUUGAGUGUAUCCUACCCGAGCUAUGAUUCUGGGUAUCCACCUCACAACGAUCCAUAUCAGAUGAUACCACAUGGAUACAUUCCUGCGUCUCAUCAUCACCACGAUUACAGCAACUACAGUUCAUCGCCUAACACCUGCUACGACUACAACAACUCGACAGUUCCAGCACCGCAUUAUCAUCAUCAUUCGUUACCAUCCUACAGUUCCUACCAUCAUCAUGCGUCUCCAAUGAUUAAUGGCACUUCUGGAGGCAUCAGCUCCGGAAGUAGCCAUUCAGAUCUUGAACUGUCAUUAGGAGUUGUUGUCGACUCGAAAGAUUGCAGUUUUCAGAUUGAAGAUGUCCGAUCUACCAAUCCAGCAGCUGUGAGUGGGCUUGAAAUAGAUUCCAAUUCGGCCAAUACCGAAUCUCCACUGAACGAUGUUACGCAAAGUAGUCCCCAGACAUUAGUGCUUAAGAUGAAGGAUGACUCAAGCUAUCGUACCCCACAAAGCAAUACUAGUUGUGUAACCUCUGAACACGUCCAGGAGCUCGAUAGUCUAUGUCAGAUGAGUACGAGUGAUGAAAAAAUGACGCCUAAAGAAAGCAGCACUCAAUUGGUUACAUCCUCUCGAUGUGAACUUCGGAAAAACGGAAAGCUCAGGGCGAAACGGAAACCACGCAUUUUGUUUUCUCAAGGUCAAGUCCUAGAGCUGGAGCGAAGAUUUCGCCAACAACGCUAUCUUUCUGCACCAGAGCGGGAAACUCUCGCUGGAAUUUUAAAACUGACUCCAACGCAGGUCAAAAUUUGGUUCCAAAAUCGACGUUACAAGUCCAAACGGAUCCAAAUUGAAAAUGCUACCGCUGCAAAGGAAGCCGCCAGCAAAGAGGCAGACAACUGCAAGAAUGCGUCGGCCGAAUUUAUCGACGACCCAGCAGCAGGGUAUUCGAACGGAUUUGGUUCUAUGAAUUCGGUUGGGGCAGUAGUUCCGCCACCACCUCCUCCACCACCAUACCCUGCUUAUGGAAUACAGUACAGUAAUGACCCCUACGGACCUGCUCCAAAUCCGUACUAUGACCAGAAAGGUUAUUGGUAGAUGUGGAGAUAAGUGUUAAAAUAUGUACAAAACUGUAAUAAGUAACAAGUGAGAUUCAAGCAUGUUGCAUACCUUUAAAGCAGUGCCAUCUAUACACAAUUAGAUUGACAAAAACCGUUUGAAUCGAGCCUUAAUUGAUUACCAAAGAACAAGGAAAAUGUCACCAACAUAAACCGCUUUAAGUUAUAGGAUAAAUGUAGAUAGUCAAGACAAUAAACAUAGAUGAAAACCUAA
Aedes aegypti (yellow fever mosquito) is the source of this 1503-nucleotide messenger RNA. RefSeq names its product muscle-specific homeobox protein tinman. Gene Ontology annotation, molecular function: RNA polymerase II cis-regulatory region sequence-specific DNA binding; DNA-binding transcription factor activity, RNA polymerase II-specific. The record is from RefSeq and is a predicted model, not a curated record. Gene Ontology annotation, biological process: regulation of transcription by RNA polymerase II; cell differentiation. Lineage: Eukaryota; Metazoa; Arthropoda; Insecta; Diptera; Culicidae. Bases 1 to 1269 code for a protein of 422 amino acids. Gene Ontology annotation, cellular component: nucleus. The transcript is spliced from 3 exons.